UCAAAAAAAUCAAACUGCAUGAGGCAGUGCAAAAGAUCAAACAAGAGAAAGCUGCAGAAGACACUUUGGAAACAUUUUGGAAACUGCCAUAUGCUACUUGAUCUGGUGUGAGAGGUCUUUCUGACUGAUUAACUUGUUUAUCCCCAAGCAGAAUAGAGUUUCAGAGACAAAGAUUAAAAAAGUUACAGUGAUUUAUGAAGUGAGCUCAAACAUUCAAUAAUGAAAGUUCGUGUAAAACACCUCGGCUUUGCCUUUUUGGUUUUAUCCUUUACAUUUGUACAAUCUCAAGGCAUUGUCACGGUAGGCGGUAAUGAUCCUGGAAAAGAGUGUGUCUUCCCCUUUACCUAUCGCAAGCAGAUGUACUUCGAAUGCACAACAAUCAAUAACAACCGCAUUCCCUGGUGUGCCACAACAAGUGAUUAUCCCAAAGACAACAAGUGGGGUAACUGCCCUUUUACAGGGCCUCCUACCACUGGUGGAAACAGUAAUGGUGCACCCUGUAAAUUUCCAUUUAAAUACAAUGAUAUGGAUUACUAUUACUGCACUACAGACAAUGAGGAAUCAAAAAAACUCUGGUGUGCUACAGUUUCAAAUUAUGCUCAAGACUCAAAGUGGGGAUACUGCCCCACAUCAGGCAUUGUCACAGUAGGCGGUAAUGAUCCUGGAAAAGAGUGUGUCUUCCCCUUUACCUAUGACAAGCAGAUGUACUUUGCAUGCACAACAAUCAAUAACAACCACUUUCCCUGGUGUGCCACAACAAGUGAUUAUGCCAAAGACAACAAGUGGGGUAACUGCCCUUUUACAGGCAUUGUUACGGUAGGCGGUAAUGAUCCUGGAAAAGAGUGUGUCUUCCCCUUUACCUAUGACAAGCAGAUGUACUUCGAAUGCACAACAAUCAAUAACAACCGCAUUCCCUGGUGUGCCACAACAAGUGAUUAUCCCAAAGACAACAAGUGGGGUAACUGCCCUUAUACAGGGCCUCCUACCACUGGUGGAAACAGUAAUGGUGCACCCUGUAAAUUUCCAUUUAAAUACAAUGAUAUGGAUUACUAUUACUGCACUACAGACAAUGAGGAAUCGAAAAAACUCUGGUGCGCUACAGUUUCAAAUUAUGCUCAAGACGCAAAGUGGGGAUACUGCCCCACAUCAGGCAUUGUCACGGUAGGCGGUAAUGAUCCUGGAAAAGAGUGUGUCUUCCCCUUUACCUAUGACAAGCAGAUGUACUUCGAAUGCACAACAAUCAAUAACAACCACUUUCCCUGGUGUGCCACAACAAGUGAUUAUGCCAAAGACAACAAGUGGGGUAACUGCCCUUUUACAGGCAAAAAAUGAUCUUGAUUGAAAAGAAACUGGAUUGCAAACACUGAGAUCUGAUGAUCCCUCUGAUGUAUCCGGAGCAUGAAGAUGGACACACAAACACACACACAUAUAUAUGCUUGCAAACGCUUCCAUUAACAUGCUAAUGGGCUAACUGCAGUUUAGUAUAAUUUAACAUUAUUUUGUUAUUUUAUUUACACAUACACUGAAAAAAAAAAUUUAACAUAAAAAUGUGCUUCAUGUUGUAACAUCUAAAUAAACUGAUUUUAAUCAAGUCAA
Messenger RNA from Xyrauchen texanus (razorback sucker), 1596 nucleotides. Its product is annotated as epididymal sperm-binding protein 1-like. Gene Ontology annotation, cellular component: cell surface. Lineage: Eukaryota; Metazoa; Chordata; Actinopteri; Cypriniformes; Catostomidae. The transcript is spliced from 9 exons. Gene Ontology annotation, molecular function: heparin binding. The coding region runs from base 220 to 1332 and encodes 370 amino acids. The record is from RefSeq and is a predicted model, not a curated record.